This is a messenger RNA of Pistacia vera, 832 nucleotides long. RefSeq names its product non-specific lipid-transfer protein-like protein At5g64080. The transcript is spliced from 3 exons. Gene Ontology annotation, biological process: lipid transport. Bases 109 to 645 code for a protein of 178 amino acids. Gene Ontology annotation, molecular function: lipid binding. NCBI's taxonomy places the organism in Eukaryota, Viridiplantae, Streptophyta, Magnoliopsida, Sapindales, Anacardiaceae. The record is from RefSeq and is a predicted model, not a curated record.
CUCUCUCUCUCUCUCUCUCAUUUAUUUAUUUCAACGUCUUCUCUGACGAUCCCACCCACAUUCUCAUUCACACACUCUCUCUCUCUCUCAAAUCAACAACAGCACAGCAUGGCAUCCAAACUUGCUUUCUUGUUGAUUCUCUCAAUCUACGCCGUCAAUUAUGGUGAUUCUGCCCAUCACGCGGCGGCCCCAGCACCGGCCGUCGACUGCACGAGUCUGAUAUUGGACAUGGCGGAUUGUCUCUCAUUUGUUUCAUCGGGAAGUACGGUGUCAAAACCGGCAGCGACAUGCUGUUCUGGACUUAAAACAGUGUUGAAGACUGAUGCAGAGUGCCUUUGUGAAGGGUUUAAGAAUAGUGCCUCUUUUGGUGUUACUCUGAAUGUCACAAAGGCCCUCACUCUCCCUGCUGCUUGCAAACUCUCUGCCCCCCCUGCCACCAACUGUAAUUUGUCUCUUUCUCCCGCUGGUGUACCUGGUGAGUCUCCAAGUGGUGCAGCUGCUGCUUCACCCGCAACGAAUGCAGGAGAAAAUGAGCAAGCCCCAGCACCAUCUCCAGGGGUCUCAGCUUCUUCAAUGCUCACCUUUUCACUUGGAUCCUUGAUGACAGGCUUAGCUUUUGCAUUGUUUUGCAGUUUUUGGGGUUGAGGAAUCAUUACUAUAUUACUAUUAUCAUUAUCAUGUGACUGGACAAUUAUGACAUGCUGUUAUUUUGUUACUUUCCUUUUGCUUUUGUUAUGUGGCUAAAGUAGAUAUGAAUCAUUUUGUCAUGCUUCACUUGAACCUUUUUAUGUUUUGAUUUGAUAUCUGAUGAACUUGAGAUCGUUUAAAUCUA